AUGCAUGUUUGGCCCUUUGAAAUAGGUCUUUUGGAGCAUUCUGGAGCAUAUGGACAUGAGGAGCAUGGAGGGACUUGGCACAUGGAAGCAGCUCAACUGGACACGCAAAGGAAGAAGGGAGAAGCCAUCUUGAAGACCAGCUCGACCGUCCACUCGACCAACCGGUCGAGUUCCUCAACUCGACCGGCCAAGCUUCAACUCGAUCGAGCUGAGGGAAGUCAAAGUCAAACCCGAAAAAUGUUGCUUCCCCCUUGA
Microthlaspi erraticum is the source of this 255-nucleotide messenger RNA. The record is from the annotation of a GenBank genome assembly. NCBI's taxonomy places the organism in Eukaryota, Viridiplantae, Streptophyta, Magnoliopsida, Brassicales, Brassicaceae.